GCGGGAGGAUGUCGGAGGAUCACGAGAUGGACAAGAUGAUCAAGGAAACCUCCAUUUUAGAGGAGUACAACAUUAACUGGACUCAGAAGCUGGGAGCUGGGAUCAGUGGUCCUGUUAGAUCAUCACGUGAGGCCAAAGCAGAUAGUGCCGUCAGCUCCGCAUCUCAAACCAGACUUGCCCAUCAUGAAUUUCUAACCCCUGCAGGAACUGGAUGCUUUCUGUAAAGCAAAACAUAUGUUCCCUUUUCAACAAGCACUUUCCCUCUUGGGAGCAGGAAUUUGUGCACAAGUGCCGGAAAACAAAUGUCUGCGCCUCUCUGUUGCUGGGCGUUUGACAGGGCGAUUGUCUUUUUGCCACCAUUUAUCUUCCUGCCCAGGCAACUGGCUUUCUCAUCCGUUUUGUGUUGCUGUGUUGCCUCUGAUCUUUAUUAAAAUAUCCCUUUGUGCUUUAUUCUUUUAGCUGCCCGUUAAUAUGUGGGCCCUUCCCCUCUGACGCAGUUCAAUUGUUUAUGUUAAAUGGGGGAAAGAGAGAAAAAAAAAACAAACCCGUGUGCGGCACAGUCGGUGGCCUUGCCAAAACAAGGAUUUCCAUUCACAAACACUUUAUUUAUUGCAGACUACACCCUCCGUUGGAGAUGUUCAGGCUGCCACUGUGUGGUUUGGGUUUUUUCAUCCAAAGCAUCUCUUCAGGCUGAAUGUGUAGACUGCCUUCUGCUUGUCUGCAGUGACCCAGUGCUCUAAAGUACUUUUUCUGCAUUGCUGAAAAUAUGUGGUUUUACGUGAGGUGUUUCUGCAUAACCUGUGUGAUUGUUGUGGAAGGCUGAAAACGGAGGCUUUACGGGUGCCCUGUAUAUUCCAGAUUGUGGGCAUUCCUCUUAAUUCCAUGUGGAGAGCAAACUCAUAACUACAGAUCAGUUGCUUGAAGUGUCUCUUUAACGUUCUUGCUGACUGAAUAAUUUUGUUGCUGUAAUACCAGAGUCUGCGUGAAAAAAUCCUCUCAAGAACGCUUUGCACUGAAAAUUCUUCUUGAUCGUCCAAAAGCUAGAAAUGAGGUACGUCUGCACAUGAUGUGUGCAACACAUCCAAACAUUGUUCAAAUUAUUGAAGUUUAUGCUAACAGUGUGCAGUUCCCACAUGAAUCCAGCCCAAGGGCUCGGCUCCUAAUUGUAAUGGAGAUGAUGGAAGGGGGAGAGCUAUUUCACAGAAUCAGCCAGCACCGGCACUUUACUGAGAAGCAAGCAAGCCAAGUAACAAAGCAGAUAGCUUUGGCUUUGCAGCAUUGCCACUCACUAAACAUUGCACAUAGAGACCUCAAGCCUGAGAAUCUCCUCUUCAAGGAUAACUCUCUGGAUGCACCUGUUAAAUUGUGUGACUUUGGAUUUGCCAAAGUAGACCAAGGUGACUUGAUGACACCACAGUUCACUCCGUAUUACGUAGCACCUCAGGUAUUGGAGGCACAAAGACGGCAUCAGAAAGAAAAGUCUGGUAUUAUCCCCACCUCUCCAACACCUUACACUUAUAACAAGAGCUGUGACUUGUGGUCCCUGGGUGUCAUUAUUUACGUGAUGCUGUGUGGAUACCCUCCGUUUUACUCCAAACACCACAGUCGGACAAUUCCAAAGGACAUGCGGAAAAAGAUCAUGACAGGAAGUUUUGAAUUUCCAGAGGAAGAGUGGAGCCAGAUCUCAGAAAUGGCGAAAGACAUUGUGCGAAAGCUGCUGAAGGUCAAGCCUGAGGAACGACUGACCAUUGAAGGUGUGCUGGACCAUCCCUGGCUCAACUCCACCGAGGCGCUUGAUAACAUCCUACCCUCUGCCCAGCUGAUGAUGGACAAGGCAAUGGUUGCAGGGAUACAACAGGCUCAUGCAGAACAGCUUGCGAACAUGAGAAUCCAAGACCUCAAAGUCAGUCUCAAACCCCUUCACUCCGUCAACAACCCAAUCCUGCGCAAAAGGAAAUUACUGGGCACUAAGCCAAAGGAUGGCGUUUACAUCCAUGACCCUGAGAAUGGAAGUAACGAUUCCAACGUGGCUCUGGAAAAGCUGAGAGAUGUGAUUGCUCAGUGCAUUCUACCACAGGCUGGUAAAGGAGAGAACGAAGAUGAGAAGCUGAAUGAAGUGAUGCAGGAGGCGUGGAAGUAUAAUCGAGAGUGUAAGUUGCUGCGAGACACUCUUCAGAGCUUCAGCUGGAACGGCAGAGGAUUCACAGAUAAAGUGGAUCGACUAAAACUGGCAGAAAUAGUAAAACAAGUUAUCGAAGAGCAGACAAACUCCCAUGACUCUCAAUAGCUGGAGCUUCUUAAUCUUAUUUUUUUUACCAUUUAAGAUUUAUUCUUUAACUGUAAAAAGUAUUUUUAUGUAAAUUAAUAAAUCAUAAUUAUUUC
This is a messenger RNA of Athene cunicularia (burrowing owl), 2382 nucleotides long. RefSeq names its product mitogen-activated protein kinase-activated protein kinase 5 (gene MAPKAPK5). Gene Ontology annotation, cellular component: nucleus; cytoplasm. The record is from RefSeq and is a predicted model, not a curated record. Gene Ontology annotation, molecular function: mitogen-activated protein kinase binding; ATP binding; calmodulin binding. The transcript has 14 exons. Gene Ontology annotation, biological process: peptidyl-serine phosphorylation; Ras protein signal transduction; negative regulation of TOR signaling. Bases 1064 to 2287 code for a protein of 407 amino acids. Lineage: Eukaryota; Metazoa; Chordata; Aves; Strigiformes; Strigidae.